Messenger RNA from Condylura cristata (star-nosed mole), 1071 nucleotides. It is a transcript of the gene USF2, whose product is annotated as upstream transcription factor 2, c-fos interacting. Lineage: Eukaryota; Metazoa; Chordata; Mammalia; Eulipotyphla; Talpidae. The record is from RefSeq and is a predicted model, not a curated record. The coding region runs from base 16 to 1071 and encodes 351 amino acids. The transcript has 9 exons. Gene Ontology annotation, biological process: regulation of transcription by RNA polymerase II. Gene Ontology annotation, molecular function: RNA polymerase II cis-regulatory region sequence-specific DNA binding; protein dimerization activity; DNA-binding transcription factor activity, RNA polymerase II-specific.
GCCGGGCCGGGCGGGAUGGGGAGGCUGCACCUGGACAAAGGGGCGGGGGCGCGGACGGCCCUGACCCGCUCUUCUCGCCGUGCUCCCCGCAGUCACGACAAGGGACCCGAGGCCGAGGAGGGCGUCGAGCUGCAAGAAGGCGGGGACGGCCCUGGGGCGGAGGAGCAGACGGCGGUGGCCAUCGCCAGCGUCCAGCAGGCGGCGUUCGGCGACCACAACAUCCAGUACCAGUUCCGCACAGAGAAUAAUGGAGGACAGGUGACAUACCGCGUAGUCCAGGUGACUGAUGGUCAGCUGGACGGCCAGGGCGACACGACAGGCGCUGUCAGCGUCGUGUCUACGGCCGCCUUCGCGGGGGGGCAGCAGGCUGUGACCCAAGUGGGUGUGGAUGGCGCAUCCCAGCGCCCCGGCCCCGCUGCUGCCUCUGUGCCCCCAGGCCCUGCAGCACCCUUCCCACUGGCUGUAAUCCAAAAUCCCUUCAGCAAUGGCGGCAGCCCGGCAGCUGAGGCUGUCAGUGGGGAGGCACGAUUUGCCUAUUUCCCAGCGUCCAGUGUGGGAGAUACCACGGCUGUGUCCGUACAGACCACAGACCAGAGCUUGCAGGCCGGAGGUCAGUUCUAUGUGAUGAUGACACCCCAGGACGUGCUUCAGACAGGAACACAGAGGACGAUCGCACCCCGGACACACCCCUACUCCCCGAAGAUCGAUGGAACCAGAACGCCGCGGGAUGAGCGGAGGAGAGCUCAGCACAAUGAAGUGGAGCGGAGGCGGAGGGACAAGAUCAACAACUGGAUCGUCCAGCUUUCGAAAAUCAUUCCAGAUUGUAAUGCAGACAAUAGCAAGACGGGAGCGAGCAAAGGCGGGAUCCUGUCCAAGGCCUGCGACUACAUCCGGGAGCUGCGCCAGACGAACCAGCGCAUGCAGGAGACCUUCAAGGAGGCCGAGCGCCUGCAGAUGGACAACGAACUCCUGAGGCAACAGAUCGAGGAGCUGAAGAACGAGAACGCCGUGCUCCGCGCCCAGCUGCAGCAGCACAACCUGGAGAUGGUGGGCGAGAGCGCCCGGCAGUGA